GUGACAUUUUCAUAGCCCAGAGAGACAGUGUUUACCGUUUUCAAGAAAAUUAACCUACGCAUGGCUUACGUCUUUGCAUGUUAAGCUGGGAUUUUAACACUGAAAAAGUUACAUACUUUAGCUUUAACGAUGUGGUUUAAAAUCCGUAUGUUGUAGGUACCAGUGUGUAAUCUUGAGUUUCUUUUUAUAAACUGUGUUUUUGUUUCUAUCACAGUUUUGGAUAAAAGAUGUCAUUGAGAAGGCCCAGGCAGGAACUGGUUGAGCAGGGAGUUCUCAAGGAUCUUCCUGAGAAUGAAGCUGGUGAGGCCCAUGGUCAUAAGACACAUUAUGUGAAGAAUGGUCAUACACUACCUGUAGGAGGCAGCGGAGUUGGUCUGGGGCUGGAAAAGGUUCACUCACCUUCCGAAUCAGAAUUCAGGGUAAACCCAGUCUGGCUUCCACAGCCAGACGACCGCAGAGGUCGUGUCCCAUCCGACGGGGAUCAUCGCGGGGGACUGGGCUCCUGGGCCCCCAGCCAGGAUGAAAGCAGGGAAGGCAGGAGAAGUGGAUGGGCUCCUGGGACAGAGGACUGGCAAGGAGAUGAUGGCCGACGUGGAGGAAGAACACAUGCUGAUGUGGACAGGAGGCCUGGGCUCACCAAAGCACCAUCCGAGGAUGGGCGUAGGACUCGCCCUGAGCCAGACUGGAAGCCUACACUCCCCCGCCACUUGUCUGUCGAGGAGGGAAUGGGAAGACGAGAGUUUGACAGCAGUCAAUACAUUCCCAACUCAGAGGUUUUGAGGGACACACUUCGAGAGCCUCUGCCUCCCAAGCACUCAGUCAUGCCCCCAAAAUGGUUGAUGACCUCCACCCCGGAACAUGGUGCAGACAACUCGGCCCGUACCCCUGUACAUAAACCCACAGCUGCUUUCUCCUCUUCAUCUGCUUCUUCCAACUCCUCCUCAGCUGUCAGCAUGGCUGGAAAAACACUACGAAAUGUCUCAUCAGCUGGCACUAACACACAGGCCUCCAGUGGAGGUCCCCUCACCACUUCCUCAGGACCAUCCUCCAUGGGGACUGGCCCAACCAAACAGCCCCCCCUCCCUCCGCCCAAGCCAAUCAACCGUAGCAGUAACCCUGCCAUGUUGGCCUCCACCCUGUACGGGGGUGACGGCAGCAAUUUCCCUCUCUACUGGUCCUGCUGGAAGCGUGAAGGUGACUAUGACGUCUACCUGUCCCUGCCUGUCUACCUCUGCAGGCGGGCAGGAGGCAUGCGCACAGCUGAACUCACACAAGGAGGAAACCUAGGACCAGCCAAGCCCUCGCCGCCCAUGCCCCCGAAGAGGACCACGCCCAUCACCAAACGCAACACAGACUCCCCCCUAACCAUUUCCUCCCUCCCCUCCAUUCUGUCUGAGGACAUGAGGGCCAACAUCCCUGGGGGCUACCAGCUGCCCCUGCCUCCCCCGUCCCCACCUCUCCCCAUACAUAUCCUCCCAUCCCGUCCACAGGCCCACACCCAUCAUCUCCUUCACCAACACUCCUACCCCUACCCCCUGCCCCAGCCGCUACCUGUUCACUUUGACCCUCCCAGCCCGCCGGAGGAACCACCUGCACGUCAAGCACCUGUUCCCUUACACAUCAUGAUCCAGAGAGCUCUGAGUAGCCCAGGACCCACCCUCCCACACCCAGACAGCUCCCAGCACGCCCACUCACUGCUGUUUGAGACCCCGCCAGAGUACCAAGGUGGUCGCCCUCUGCCAGUCACUAUCCAGCCUCUCAAACUGGAUGAGGAUGACUACUCGGAUGAAGAAGACGAAGAGGAGGAUGACUAUGAAGAAAACCCCCCUUCUGAUAACCUCCCAUCCCCCCAGUCCCAGCCAGAGCUUGAGCCUCGUAGCCGCAGGUGUUUGGUGGGGGAUCUGAGCGUCAGUGUCAUACCUGAAGGAAACAACAGCAGUGAAGAAGAGGAGGAUGAAGAGGAUCAACAGCCAGAGGAUAGUGACUCGGAUGGACCUGUGCUCUACAAAUAUAAUGAAUCGGAUGAAGAGGAGGAAGAUGACAGUCCACCAAGUGCUCUGGCCAGCAGGGUGAAGAGGAAGGACACAUUGGCGCUGAAGCUGAGCAGUCGGCCCUCUGCCCCAGACAGGCAGGCUCCUGAGAGGCAAGCCAAAGUUGAGCACACAAGUCUGUCAUGGCAGAGCAAGGAGCAGUGGGAGGCCAUCCGCACACAGAUUGGUACCGCACUCACACGACGAUUGAGCCAGAGACCUACUGCUGAGGAAUUGGAACAGAGAAACAUACUCCAGCCCAAAAAUGAAGCAGACAGACAAGCAGAGGUCAGGGAGAUCAAGCGCAGACUCACCAGAAAGUUGAGUCAACGCCCUACAGUGGCUGAACUACAGGCCAGAAAAAUAUUACGUUUCCACGAAUAUGUAGAAGUCACAAGCGCCCAGGACUAUGACCGCCGUGCUGACAAGCCAUGGACCAAACUCACUCCUGCAGACAAGGCUGCUAUUCGUAAAGAGCUCAACGAGUUUAAGAGCUCUGAGAUGGAAGUGCAUGAGGAGAGCCGAAUUUACACAAGAUUCCAUCGUCCUUAACAUCAUCUUUUAACUGGAAAAUUAAGCACUUAAAGGCUGGUGGAUAUGAAGCAAUUUUUCUGGUGAGGAGGCUCAUGGUGUCAGAGUUUCCUUACAAACUGCUUUUAAUAUUUCUGAAUGUACUACUUUAAAUGCACAGGGACACCUAACACAUUACAAUUGAGAAACAGACAAAAAUAUGGACUGUUCCUCAGUCCUCCGCCUGCUGACCAGUGAACAGUCAGUAUGGGAGGGGUGACCUCUGGGGGACUGAUGCAGUAUUUCUCCUGGACUUUAGGGGAACCAUGUGCCAAAAAGGAGAGGUGACGAAGGACUUAUUAUAGAGGAUGAGUGGAGUGUUACGUGUGCCAAUGGCAAGCAUAGUGAAUGGCCUUUUUUUCUGCUUUUACUCCAUAUGACAAACUUAAUUUCCUUUCAGGGAAGUGUAACAAAGUAAAAAAAAAAAAACAAUAAUAGUAAUAAUAAUGUGACAAUAAUAAAUACAGUAAUAAUACAGUAAGUGUUAGUUACUGAGCAUAGCAGGGCAGAGGUGUGAACUGAAGAACUGCAAGAUAAUGCCUGAACCUGGAAUUUAAUUGUGUUUUUGUGUAUGUUUGUAUAGGCUGCUGUUAUUUUCUCUUAGUCUGACUCUUUGGAAUGUUGUACAUUUUAGAAACUGUUAGGCAAUACUUUUUUACUAUUAUUAUUUAGUUAUUUUGGCCCUCUUUAAUUCAAAACUUUGUUUCGGAUUCUUCCCGACUUAUUGGUCCUCACUGUUUUAGCACUAAUUUACCAUAGAAAAGAAGAUAGUAUUAAUUGUAUUUCUUAAUAGGUGAUAUUCCUUAUCACAAAAUGUAUCUACAUCAAAACCAAAUUUUCUGAUUGUUUACGCUAUUUUUAAAUCAAGGUAUUUGUACUCUCUAAAGUAAAGGUGAGGUCAACCAAUUUCAGUUUGAAAAUGUGUUCAAAUCUAGUUUACAAAAUAUAUUAUUUCUUAAUGAAAAAAUAUUUUCUGGUUAUUUAUUAUCCAUUUUCAAGAAGAAUGAAUAUAGUCAGGGCUCGCACUGAUACAGCUCUAAAGUGUUGUAUCAAAUGAAGUGUUCUUGACAGGGAGAUUAUUGCAGCAGGAACUCUUCUUUGAUUUUGCAUUUAUUUUAUCAAGCGUUGUUUUUGGCCAGUAGAAUAAUAGCAAUUGCUCUGUUGUACAGAUCUAUUCUGUAGAUGAACUUGACUGUUUGUGUAUAUCCUGUCUUCCUUUUAUUUGGAAAACUAUUUUAAAUAUAUUGAAACUCAUAGGUUACUAUUUUUUUAAGCACAAAAUUAAAAGUGUAUUAUUCCACACUACAAGAAUGGGAGCAUGAUGUACCUGUUCCAUUUGAAUGUGGUGUUUGAAAUUCUUGCUAUUUAAUUAUAUGUGAACUUUUAGAAACUGACAUUUUCUGUUUAGAUGUAAACAUUUAAAUCUAAAUUAAAAUGCUUA
This is a messenger RNA of Xyrauchen texanus (razorback sucker), 4041 nucleotides long. RefSeq names its product phosphatase and actin regulator 4B-like. Bases 228 to 2582 code for a protein of 784 amino acids. The record is from RefSeq and is a predicted model, not a curated record. Gene Ontology annotation, biological process: actin cytoskeleton organization; neural crest cell migration. Gene Ontology annotation, molecular function: actin binding. The transcript is spliced from 12 exons. NCBI's taxonomy places the organism in Eukaryota, Metazoa, Chordata, Actinopteri, Cypriniformes, Catostomidae.